AUGCCGUGUCUUCGUGGUCUGCCAUCAACAGCCCACUUCCGGGCGACGGCUUCGGCUUCGGCGUCGACCACGCGGCCAAUUACAACACACCUCCUCCGCCGCUGCUACUCUUCAGAAUCCCCAGCCCCAGAUGCGCCGGAAACACCAGCAGGUGCCCCGCCGGCACACCCAGCACAGCCGUUGCCGCCACAAGGGCCCCAGCCCACAAUCGACCUCAAACACAUCCGCUUCCAUGCCGAGCAAUACUCGCAAAACUGCGUGCGCCGCAACUAUGCCGCCAUGGCCGGCUACCCGGCUCGCAUUGUCGAUGUCCACCAGAAGCUGCAGCAGAUGAAAAAGGACAACGCGGCCCUGCGCCAGUCCGCCAACCGCAUACGCCGGCAAAUGAUGGUGCCCAAGGACGAAGCGACCUUGGAGCGAGAGGCUGUAAAGAAUCACUAUGAAGACGCGCGGUUGUCGGAAACAGGUGCCGGCAUGGCCAUCGACCGCAGUGACAAGCUCAACACCAGUCGCGAGGACCUCAUCGAGGAGGCCCGCAAGCUCAAGCAGGAGCUGGCAGCCGCCAAGGCCAUUGAGACGACCCUCAGCGACGAGAUGGAGAGCCUCGCCCUUGCCCUUCCCAACCUGACGAGCAGCGAGACGCCGGAUCGUGAGCAGACUGUCCUCAGCUACAUCAACUGUGACGGCGAGACAGGCGCGGGCGAGCGAAGCGAAGGACGCGAACAAACCGGGGCCGGUGCUGGUAAGCCGACCAACGAGUUUGGCACCCCGUCGCCGUCCAUCGUCUUCAAGUCAACAGCCGACACGUGGCGCUCCCACGCCGACAUUGGCACCGAGAUAGGCAUCCUCGAGUUCCCCGCCGCCGCCGCCGCAUCCGGCUGGGGCUGGUACUACCUGCUAGGUGACGGCGCGCGCCUCGAGCAGGCUCUUGUCCAGUACGCCCUGAAUGUGGCUCAUCGCCACGGCUGGCAGACCGUGUCACCGCCCAGCAUUGUGCGUAACGGCAUUGCCGCUGCGUGUGGUUUCCAGCCGCGCGACCAGGGCGGCGAGCAGCAGACAUACACGCUCGAGGGUCUGCCACUGAGCCUGGCCGCAACCGCCGAGAUCCCGCUCGCAGCUCUGUACGCCGACACCACCAUUGAUGUGGCCUCGGAGAAGCCCCUGCGCCGCGCCGCUGUCUCCCGCUGUUACCGCGCCGAGGCUGGUUCGCGUGGCACCAGCACCAAGGGCCUCUACCGCGUGCACGAGUUCACAAAGGUCGAGAUGUUUGCAUGGACGGCGCCCGGCCUCGACGACGCCACCGACACGUUCAACGAGCUCGUCGACGUGCAAACCGAGAUCCUGUCAAGCCUUGGCCUGCCGUGCCGUGUGUUGGAGAUGCCGGCCACAGACCUGGGUGCAUCCGCAUACCGGAAAAUCGACAUUGAGGCCUUCUUCCCCGGCCGCAUCCGCGCGCCCAAGGCAGCAAGUGGUGGCCAGUACGACUACAACCCCGGCUGGGGCGAGGUGACGUCAGCAAGCAUCUGUACAGACUACCAGACGCGGCGACUGGCGACCCGCACGCGAAUCAGCACUGAAAAAGGCCGCCAGCUGUCUUACCCUUGGACGCUGAACGGUACAGCACUUGCUGUGCCGCGUACUAUGGCCGCGAUCCUUGAGAACGGCUGGGACGAGUCGACCAAGACGGUCGCCAUCCCCGAGUGCCUUUGGCCGUGGAUGGAUGGUCAGGAACGACUCGGAAAGCCGGAGGAUCUGGCAAAGCUGGCGCCCAAAGAGCCAGAGGAGCCAAAGGAGCCGAAAGAGGUGAAUAAGGCGAAAGAGUUGGAAGAAUAG
This is a messenger RNA of Sporothrix schenckii 1099-18, 1833 nucleotides long. RefSeq names its product seryl-tRNA synthetase. The transcript has a single exon. Gene Ontology annotation, cellular component: mitochondrion. Lineage: Eukaryota; Fungi; Ascomycota; Sordariomycetes; Ophiostomatales; Ophiostomataceae. Gene Ontology annotation, molecular function: tRNA binding; serine-tRNA ligase activity; ATP binding. The record is from RefSeq and is a predicted model, not a curated record. Gene Ontology annotation, biological process: mitochondrial seryl-tRNA aminoacylation. The coding region runs from base 1 to 1833 and encodes 610 amino acids.